UGUAUAGUCUAUUAGUUUCGGCAGUUCUGUCUGUUGCGAUAGAAGUGAAGAGAGCAAAUUUUAAGAUUUGAAUAUUGAACACAACAGGACGCAACAAUAAAAUAAAAAUAACAACGAUAGAAUCAAAACGAUAUCCAUUGAUUUAGCGUAAGCGAUUGGUGGCCAAUAAAAAGAACAAAGAAAAUUUAACCGAACGACACUGAUAGAAAUUAGAAAUAAGACAAAAGCAAAUAGUGUAUAGAGAUCAUCAGCUGGCAAUAGAUGCGAUUCAAAUGUUAAUCGCAUCCAAUGGAAUUUCAGCGUAGAUCAAAGGCAUCAUCGAAUUGAAAAUCAAUUGACACACACCAAAUUGAAAUCACACACCACGUGCAUAUCCAUGAUGGAGCAUCUUACUGUGACAUCUACACAACCGUAUCAUGGUUUUUUGGAAAUUCAGGGACAUAAACGGCCCGAUUUAUUAUCACAACUUGAAUCGGAAAUUGCCGCUUACCAACCAUAUACCAAACAAAUAGUCGCUCAACCUGAUCUACAUCCAAAGCUGGAAUUUGACACUGUUUAUUUGGCAUGGAGUGCGGGAAACAAUAAAUACCAUCGAUGCAUUGUCACUGAAAAACGUUCCAACAACAAAGUCGUUAUUCAAUUGAUCGACUAUGGCUCGGACUUUGAAGUGGAUGCUAGUGUGUUGCUUGAGCUGGAUCCAAAAAAUAAAAAAGGUGAAUUUUUGCGUGAAUUUCCGCCAAUCGCAACUCGAUACAUUUUGGCAAAUUUCUUUUGCAAUUGGAAGUUAAACGAACGUGUCAUCAUUGAAUCGUUGCUGGUCAAGUCAAUUUUACCAAUCACAAACGAACAAUCGGAUCGUGAUUAUACCUACAUUUCAUUGAAAUAUGGUGAUAUUGAUUUGGCAACAAAACUUAUCACAUCAAGUGUUGGUAUGGAAAUUUCAUUUACCGAACAACGAAUGGAAAUGCGUAAAUGGUCGCAGCGUUUCGAAGAAUUCAGCAAAGGUCCGGCAAUGAAUGGUGCCGCCAGUGGUUCACCAGCACGACGUGAAAAACGUCGAAAUCUCGUUCCAACGCGUCCAUUACAAGCGGCAGUAGCAGCAGCCACAACAAAUAAUAAUAACAACAACAAUACAAUCACCGAUCAGGGCAAACAAUUGAUUCAAAAUUAUAUCGCACAAAAACCGAUACGUCCAACUUUUCAACCAGAUGCAACUCCGAUUGAAGUGAUUCCACAGCCAAAUGUUGAUGGUCGAAUUCCAGCAUUUACCGGCAAUGAAUUGGUGCCGAAUAUAUUUCAUGUGGUUUAUUGUUCGUACGUUGAAAAUGGUCCAAACGAAUUUUAUGUGCAACUAAAGAGUCAAGAGCAUAUUUUGGAUCGUUUGGCCAAUGAUUUGGCGAGUGCCGAACGUAUAAAACUCAAUUCAAAACGGCCCAUCAAUAUGUCAUGCAUUGGUAUGGCGUGCAUUGCACGAUUUUCCGAAGAUCAAAAUCUAUAUCGAGCGGUCAUUCACAAAGUGCAUACCGAUGGUUGUCGCGUUAUAUUCGUCGAUUAUGGUAAUUCAGAAUUGGUGGCAUUCUCCGAUUUAUACGAAAUUCCAUCCAAUUUUCUCGCACCAAAAACAUUUGCAAUGCCAUUUGAAUUGUUUGGCUGCAAAGAGCUCGGACCGAUCGAUGCUCGUUUGAAAAAUGCAUUCAAUGCGCUUGUUUCAAAUGAUACAUUGCUUGAACUCAAAGUCAUUCCCACAAAAUUAUCACCAGUUCAACAGUGCGAACUCUUUUUGCCGAAUGGUGAUAAUGUGCUUACCGUGUUAAAACAAAAGAAGACCGCAUUGAACACAUACCCGAAUCCACCACAUUUGAAAGACGGUGAUUUGGUUGUUAUACGCUGUGCAGUCAAUGCAAAAAAAUUCUUUGUACAACGAGUCAAAGAUCAGGAAAAAUGUGAACACAUGAUGGAUUUACUAUUGGCACAUUGCCAUAGUGCACCAAAAAUGACCGUACUGCCACCGAAGGAUAAAUGCUGUGCCGCAAUGUUUCAAAAUGAUGCCCAGGAAUGGUAUCGUGUUAUUGUUAUGGAUCAAAUUGAUAACGAACACGUUCUAGUGUAUACCGUUGAUUAUGGCUUUGAAAUGAAAUGUCGAUCAGAUGAAUUACGUGAUAUCACGUCAAAUUUUCUCGAAUUACCACGUCAAGCCAUCGAAUGUUGUUUGGUCGAUUUUGCGGAUGUACCCGAAGUACCAGAAACGACACGAGUACAAAUUGAAAUGUCCAUUGAACGCUCCGAUGGAUAUAUACGUAAGUACAAAACGUCAUUGCAUCAUCGCCUUCCGAAUUCAGCUUAUGUUGUUGAAUUACGUGACGAAGAAAAUGAAAUGAGUUUAUCGCAUUCGGUGUAUAAAAAUACAAUGCCACGUCGCAAUAAUUAUGUCCAAAAAUCAUCGACUAAAGCCGUAAACGAAGUAGAAAAACCACCAAGAGCAAUAUCAACAACAGCAAUACCACCCGUCAAUAAACCAAACAACUGGCCAAUUGUGCGAGAAUGCGAUGGUGCCGAAAGUCAUGAAAAAUUCAUUGAAACGACCGAUGGACCGAUUGAGCAACAACGAUUUGGAAACAACAAAGAUCGACAGACCGACGAUAACACUCGAUAUGAUCGUGCCAAGCCACAACAAUCACCCCGAGCACGGAUUGAAAAUACCAAACAAUCGAUGAACAAUGGAUCAUCACCGAAAAAUUAUGGAAAUCGGUCAGAGUUUGACAAUCGACGUAACAACGAAAUGAACAAAAAUCUCGAUAAGAAUGAUAAUUGGGAAAGCUCUGGUGUGGCUGAAUCUAUGGGUAAUCAUAGCACAGAUACGAUAAGCAAAACCCCGGAUAAAAUCAACACAAAUAACAAUAAGCGUCCACCAAUGAUAACAACUGAAGAUUUUGUUGGUUUUAAUGCAGUAUUGCCGGAUGCAAUUCCAGUUCCGCUGAAUUCAAGCACUAAAGUGAACAUCGUUGAUUGGCGUUCACCUUUGGAAUUUUAUGUACAACUCAAGUCGAUGGACAACAGAUGCGAUGAUAUGAUGAAUCAAAUUCAAAGAUACUAUAAAAAACGUGCAACAAUCCAAACAAAAGUUCCGAUCGGUGCAUUGGUUUUGGUUCGGCACAAAGCUGACGAUAUUAUCAAACGUGCCAAAGUGCUUGAAUACAAUGAACCACGUGAUAAAUAUCGUGUCCAGUUUAUUGAUUAUGGCAGCAAAUGUAUCUGCCAAACAUCGGACAUGUAUGAAAUAGAAAAAUCAUUCACAAUUUUACCGGCGAUGGCUAUGCGAUGCACAUUUGGCAAUGUCACCUUGAACAAAUCGAUUUUGGAAAUUCAUGAUAAAGUUCAUCGACACAUCGAAACGUCCAACGAAAUUGAAUGCACAGUGAUCGCUCAGGAACAAAACAUCCAUACAGUUGAUUUGAUUGUGAAACGCUCCGCUGAUUUGGCCGUCAAUUUGAAAAAUACUCUGAUUCAAGAGAAAUACAUAAGCAAUUUGUUCAAAGAUAUGAGCUUGGAACGUUUGAUUGGCCAAACACUCACCGUACUCAUCACAUCAGUCACAGAUCUAACUCGAUUCCAAGCAAUGCUUUAUGGCUGUGAUAUUGCAUUGAUGUGCAGUUACAAAGACUUAAGCUUAGUUAAGAAGAAUCCACAAUUAUCAGAGCAUUUCCGAACAUUCGAGAAUAAAUAUGUCAAUGUCAAGAUUGAAUCGAUUGACGCUGAUAACAUUUUGAUGUUGUCCGUCUAUGUGCCGGGAUUGGACCAAGAUACCAAUUUGCCUGAUAUAUCCUAUUAUCCGAUUGAUAGCAAUACAUUUGACGGUACAAUUAGUCACAUUGAGCGACCCAAUGUUGUUUACGUUCAGAACAUUAAGUUUGAUGGGCAGCUAAAUGCAUUAUUAGAUGAACUGUAUGGGGCAUAUGAAAGUGACACAUCAGUUUGUUCAUCAUUGGAAGUGAACCAAAUCUAUGUCGCGGUGUCAUCACUUGAUGGAAAUUACUAUCGCUGCCAAAUCGAGAUAUUUUAUCCAGACGAUACGGUAACGGUGCGUUGGAUCGAUUAUGGGAAUACGGAACGAAUUCCAAAGUCCACUGUUAAAGUGAUAAAAGAACAAUUCAAGUCACCGUUGAGCAUUAUGGCUCGAAAAAUGUUUAUUCCAAUUCAAUUCAUUGAUGAAAAUGCAUCAUUGGCCGAUUUUGAUUGGACCACCGUGAAAAAUGUCAAAAUUGUGGGCACACAUCAAACCAAUUUUAUUUGUGAUCUAUCAUUGAAUGGAUGUAAUUUAUUCGAAAAAUUGAUUGCCGAAGGUAAAGCAAAGAAGCUUUCUUUGUCACAACUCAUUGAAUUGAUUGAUCAGAUUCAAUCGGUAAUUGAAGCACCUGUUCAAGAAGAAAAAGAUCAACCGAUACAGACUGAAUCGAUACAACACCAACCUCAACAACAACAAACCGAACAACAAACUGAACAGCAGCAACCACCGCCUAUUGAGAAACAACAAGAGCCACCAAAAGAACCGACAUCAAAAUCAGCACCUGAAACCACAGAAAUAUCACCCGAAAGUGGAAUUGGUUCUGAGGUGUCUGUAACUAGUACCAUACCUGAUAUCAACCAUUUUGAUUCAUCACAGGCAAUCGUUGUAGAUCAAAUUGCCGACGCACCAAAAACUGAGGAUCGUGAAUUGGUUUUCAUAACACAUGUUGAUCAUCCGAAUCGGUUUUACAUUCAAUUAAAUUCCGACACCAUUGAAAUAAAUUCGUUCGAAACAUCAUUGCAAAUUGUGGCACCACAAUUACCGGCAUUGGCCGAUUUUCGUGCUGGUCAACUAUGCAUUGCCAAAUAUACAUUGGAUGAUCGAUGGUAUCGAGCUAAAAUUAUUGAUACAGACGGUGAAAUAACAUCGAUACUAUUCAUUGAUUAUGGUAAUACUGAUUCCAUCACCGAUAAUACAUUGUUGAAAUCGAUAAUCGACAACAGUUUAAUCGAACGUAAACCAUACGCAAUGAAAUGUUCGUUGCCAAUAGCACCACGUGGUUCUGGCGAGUGGGCUGAAAAUGCAUGUCAAAAACUUAGAAUGCUCCACUCUGAUGAUUCACCAUUAACAUAUGAACUAGUCAGCAAAGACAAAGAUGUCAACUAUGUGAAACUGUUCUUUGUCGGUGGACGUGAUUUGGUGAAGGAAUUGAUUCAAGAAGAAGUUGCUGAACCAUUGGAAAUUAUCCGAUCGGGCGAAAAAUGUUUCAUAAGUCAUAUCAAUUCAUUGAGUGAUUUCUUCAUUCAAGUCGAUUCGGAUUCGGAGGUUCUACAUAAAAUCGAAUUACACUUGGCCCAAAACAAUAGUCCAACUGCGCCGAGUACACCAACAAUUGGAACAAUCUGUAGUGCACAAUUUGAAGAUGGUUUAUUCUAUCGAGCGCGAAUUUUAAAUGUUUUACCAGAUGGAAAAUAUGAUGUUGAGUUUCUCGAUUACGGCAAUACCUUCCAAACAAACGAAAUACGAACGUUAAGCUCGGAAAUCGCACAAUUACCACUUUUGCGUAGGCAAUGCACGAUGAAAAUGGCCGAUAACAUUGAGUGUUGGAGCGACGAAGCCGAAAAAAAAUUCCGUGACAUUUCUGGUGAUGGUGCAACUGAAUUCAAAGUGAUAAUGUCGAAACCCGGUAAAAGUGCAAUCGUUGAAUUGUACCUCGAUGAUCAAAAUCUAACCGAUAUUUUGGGUGAAUUAUGUGUGAAAAAACAACCAUCACUUCUGAUAACAGCGGAUGAGCAAGAUGGUGCAUCGAAAGAGGCCACAUCACCACAACAACAUUCGGUUAAUAUUACCGAUUUUCCAAGUGGAAAACAAACAUGUUAUCUCACACAUAUUGAAUCACCGAACGAAUUUUACAUUCAGUUCGAUUCCAAAUCGGCAGAAUUAAAUUUAAUUCAAUUGCAACUACUCAACGAACAAGACACACUUACACCGGAUGAUGUUACAGUUGGUUCGGUUAUUGCAGCAUUGUUCAACGAUGAUUAUCGCUAUUAUCGAGCCAAAGUGCUCGAAAAAACUGCAAACGAUGUUGUGGUCAAAUUCAUUGACUAUGGCAAUACGUGUAAAGUAACAAAGUUUCGAAAAUUAUCGAGCGUUAUUGAUACAAUCAUUCCGUUGGCCGCCCAAUGCACAUUGGCCAAUGAUCGAAUGCAGCAAUUUACCGAACAAGAUACAAAAGUGUUUAUGGACUUUCUGGCGGAAUCGCCGGAGCCAACAUUCCAAGUUGAAUCGAUUGGCAUAACGACAGCCACCAAAACAAUCGUCACAUUCUAUCGUGAUGGCAUGGAAAUUCUUGAUUACAUUCGGGCUAAAGUCGCAUCCGACGUCUUAGCGGAUGUCAUGGAGCAGGCGAUUCAUAUACCUCAUUAAGUCAACAGCAUCAUCUACAUCGUCACCGAUAAAAAAGAAUGUAUGACAAGCAAUAAUUACAAUAAUUUUUUUUCUUCUCUUUUUAAAAUAUUGAGAAAACUUUUCAUAAAAUCAUCAUAUUUUUUUAU
Molecule: messenger RNA, 6558 nt
Organism: Contarinia nasturtii (swede midge)
Lineage: Eukaryota; Metazoa; Arthropoda; Insecta; Diptera; Cecidomyiidae
Gene: tud
Product: maternal protein tudor
Exons: 11
Coding region: 377-6430 (2017 amino acids)
Source: RefSeq, a predicted model, not a curated record